Molecule: messenger RNA, 951 nt
Organism: Xenia sp. Carnegie-2017
Lineage: Eukaryota; Metazoa; Cnidaria; Anthozoa; Malacalcyonacea; Xeniidae
Product: leucine-rich repeat-containing protein 72-like
Exons: 8
Coding region: 60-842 (260 amino acids)
Molecular function (GO): protein binding
Source: RefSeq, a predicted model, not a curated record
UUCGGAUCAGCUACACUUAUACAAUUCUAGCUCAAAAUAAUUUCUUCCAACUUCCAAGAAUGUCGGAAAAGGUUGAUGGGGAACAACGUCAAAAUUCUAAAACUAUUCGUCAAAAUCAAAAUGUUGUCGUCGAGUUAUAUUUUGGAUUAAGAGGUUUGCAGCAAAUUGACAGUUUGGGGAAAUUUAAAAAUUUACAAAGACUAUGGCUCAACCAAAAUAAGUUGAGAAAGGUUGACUGUCUACAUGAUAACUUCCGUUUGACUGAGCUCUACCUUCAACACAAUUUACUUGUGAGCAUUACUGGUUGCCUUCGUCAUCUUACUGAACUGCAAGUUUUAAUGCUGCAAGGAAACCAAUUAAAAUAUUUGACAGAAGUAAUUCAGGAGUUUGUGCGAAUGCACAGAUUACGAGUGUUAAAUCUUUUCGGUAACCCGUUGGCACAAGAUUAUUGCUAUCGAAAUUACGUAAUUAACGGCAUUAGAUCCCUUCAUUGCCUUGAUCGCCGAGAAAUCUUGAAGAAAGAGCGUGAUGAAGCUCGAAGACAUUAUGGAGAAGAUUAUUACAAUCGUGAUGAAUCCAUCGCUUUUGGAAGUCGGAUUGCACAUUGUAUGGAGAAAACUCGCACACAAUUAUCUCAAGUGGACAGUUCAUGUAGAAGAACGCUCUGUUCUAAAGAUAAGAGAAUAUGUGAUUCAGAAUCAAAGGCAAAGAAUGCAUUGCAACGAUCGACUAUGCAGUAUAAAUAUUUUGAUUGGUCGUCAAUGCCAUCAUCUGAAGAACGCCGUCUCAAUCCAGAUGCAUCUGAUAAGCCGAUAAAAAUAUUAACUGUAAAUAUAAAAUAAUAUCAUGACGCUGUGCAUUUGAAAAUGUUAGAGAUAAUUCGUAAAUAGUUUUAGAUAAGUGACGAAGAAGGGUUAGAUUGACAAAAUAUCACCAGUAUUACUCUCUUCA